Messenger RNA from Achroia grisella, 4160 nucleotides. RefSeq lists its product as uncharacterized. The transcript has 20 exons. NCBI's taxonomy places the organism in Eukaryota, Metazoa, Arthropoda, Insecta, Lepidoptera, Pyralidae. The record is from RefSeq and is a predicted model, not a curated record. Gene Ontology annotation, molecular function: calcium ion binding; Notch binding. The coding region runs from base 324 to 4019 and encodes 1231 amino acids. Gene Ontology annotation, biological process: Notch signaling pathway.
UUUUGUUCAUUGUCUAUGGUAAAUUAAAUAUAUUUUUAAAGUGUGUUUUAUUUUGAGCGCGUGCAUAAUUGAUAUUGUGUGGUGCAUGUAGAAAUGUGAAAGUUUUAUCGUGUAUGAUACAGUGUUGGUUUUACACUUGUAUCCUACUUAUUUUGUACUCAACAGCUGUUUUGGCUUUCAUUGGACGUGUAAAAAUUAGCUUAAAAAAAUGUGAAAAACUCGAUGGAUAUUUAAAAAAAACAAAUAAAUAAAGUGGUGUGAUAAAAUAUGUGAAGUGUACGCACGGAUGGACUACAGUGUAUUGUUGAUAUCCACACGACAAGAUGGCCGCCGGCGGGACAAGAUGGCGGCCGAAGUACCGCCUCGGCGCGGUUAUGUUCGCGAUAUUAUUUCAAGUUAUUAACGGUUACGAAGAAUUAUACACAAUAUCCCAGUUAUCACCAAAGUCGGCCACGGAUCCUCGCUUGUCAGAUUUGAUUCUGCAAACGAGUCAGACGGAAAAUUUCUCAUUCAGCAUAGAACCCAGUGCACGGUACGAUGACGUUGAUGAUAUGCCACCCGAAGACUUAAUAAGCAACGAAGAAAAUGAGAACCACGUCAUUGUAGCUAGGUCUGCAGACCCUGAUCGGGAGACCAGGUCUGUCAAUAUAGAUGAGAUACCAUCAUCGAAUAAUGAGAUAGACAACGACCUAGAAUUACACCACAAGAGGAAAUAUUACGAUAUCCAUCCAACAAAGACUAUAAACUUUAUUAGAAGUAGAGAUGAUGAUAUUUUCAUGUCAUCUGAUGGUUUCGGUGAUAGAUUAGAGUUUAGGUUUCCGGGGGAAGCCAAAAGGGUCCCGAUAGCGCGAGCGCUGAGCCUACCGGGACCCAGGAUCAGGCCUACUGCAGUUCAGCCGAUUUUUGCGACAGCGACCUAUAAAGAUCAGGGCAGACAAAACACGGAAAUUCAGAACAUAAUCACGGGAAUAGUAAAACUUUUAAAUGGAAAUGUAAAUGUGCAAGUUAACUCUCAACUCCUCAAUGGCCGACCGAGCAGACCGGUGGCUUCUAGGAUCAACAAUCGUGGCCCGCCUCGUAUAUCUGAGGUGCAGCCUAUUGCUGACUUCGAGAAGCCAGUAACUCCGGUUGUUCAUGCUUACCAUCCAACGAAGACGCCACCACCUUAUCCUUUCGAUCGACCUCCGCAUCAUGGUGUCAAUUUACCUGAGCAAAUUGUUCCACCGAUGACUCACAGACCAGGGUUAUAUAGACCUAUGCCACCUUGGCAGAGGCCAAGACCUCGUCCUCCAACGAGAAGACCAAACCCUGGUCUACCUAUGUAUAAACCUUCUUUACCACCUCCACCUCUAGAUCUUCCUGAAGUAGAAGAUACAAAGCCAGAGGAAGAAGUAAUAGCAAAUGAGAAUGAAAGUAAUUCAGAAAAUAAUAUUCAUCACGAUGAGACAGUUUCUAUUCAAGAUGACGAUAAGAAAACUGUUGCUAAUGUUGAACAAACAGAAAAAGAAGAAGAAGAAGAUAAAAUAACAACUGUUUCUGAUACCACAACGUCUACAACCACAUCAACAACUUCCACCACAACAGAAUUAACAACUAGUUCUACAACCACAGAACGAACGACAACAGAAGAACUUACAACAAAAAAGCAAACUGAAAAACCAACAACUAGCACCACAACAACAGAAAGAACUACAACAGAGAAACAAAAAACGGAGAAACCUAUUAAAAUAGAGAAAGAAAAGAAAAAAGACACUCCAAUAGACAAAGUUAAACUUGAAAAAGAGAAAUUUAAAAUUAAUGAGGAGAAAGUGCAAAACAAAACUAAAAAUGAAACUACUACAGAAUCGUAUAUACAGUCUUCUAUAUCUGAAAGUAAGACUACACCUGUACUAUUCAUUGCUUCUGCAACGCCUACGGAAGGUCUAAUCACCCAUGCGCCGAUCAUCAAUGAAUCAUCAACAACUGGUGCUGAUAUCAUUGCAUCAAUGAUUAAUUCUCAGCCUUUACCAUCAUCACAAGGCAUCCCAUACCAUCCAUACAGACCUCGUCCUGGAAUAGUCCUCGAUGAUACGGACUUCAAACCCCACGGUUCAAGAUAUAGUAGACCGGAGGCAUCAGUUAUUACAGCUCCUGAGACUCGUCUGCCACCAGGAUAUGGGGAGAUCUUCGAUGUGACAGUGUCUGCUAUUCAAGGUCCUGGAGAAAAGGGAGCUUCUGUACACAUUGAGAAUAUCAACCCAUUGUCAGGCCAUGGGGACCAUGACGACAUCAUCGUGUCACCAUCUGGGGAGCAGGGCUUCGUAUCCAUUGAUGGGAAGAGGACCUACCUGAAUCUCUUCGACAGCUCCUCAGUUCCUGUCAGCAUCAGGCCGACGCAUGUGCAGAAUCUACCACAAUCCGUACCACCGUUGGCCGCUCCACCUCUAGGUCCAGCAAUAGGUACAGGGGUUGCGAUACCAGCUGAUGAUGUGCCGCAGCCCCCACCGCCGCCCCCACGGAGGCAGCACCAGCCCCAAGUGCAUAGACCACAGCAGACCUACCGUCGACCACAACCCACUGUCAGAAUCGACACUUGCAUCGUGGGAGAUGACUCCACAUGCGACCAAACACAGAACGAGAUGUGCAGAACAGAAGUUGGUAUAUCCAGUUGUCAGUGCCGGCCGGGUUACGCUCGUCGCAUCCACCGGGAUCCCUGCCGCCGUGUGGUCGCCCUGCUUCUCAAUUUGAGGGUCGACAGGCUCUACGAUAGAAAGGUGGCGUGGGAUGCGAAGCUAGCGGAUAAAGAGUCUGAUCCUUACCAACAGUUGAGUUACGAAGCAAUCCGAGCGAUCGACUCCGCCUUCUCUAUGACUCCGUUUUCCGAUGACUUCGUCAGCGGAUCAGUGAACUCUGUCCACCGCGGAGAUGAGGACAACCAGGGCGUGUUUGUGAAUUACACUAUAUUGAUACAAGAGACGCCAGAGACCCAGCGCUCUCCGAUCGCGACAGACAUACAGAAGCACAUCCUGGGGGUCAUCAGGCGGAGGUCCAACAAUGUGGGAACAUCGGCCCUAUGGGUGGACACGCCAGCCGGUAGCGUGUUACCAUUGAAAGAUGUGGACGAGUGUGCUUCUCCAGAGCUGAAUGACUGUCACCAACUGGCCACGUGCACCAACACUUGGGGAGGUUUCAAAUGUGCAUGCCCGGACACGACGCUGGACGUAGGCGGGCCACGGACGGGACGAACCUGCCAAGCUUGUAGCGCGUCGCACUGCAACGACCGCGGCGUGUGCCGGUACCGUGAUGGGCAGCCUUAUUGCAGUUGCACAUCGGGAUAUUACGGCAGUACAUGCGAGGUUGAUGGUGAGGUGGUCGGAGUGGCUGUUGGUGCAUCUUUGGCUGCUGCCCUUGUUAUUGCACUGACGCUAGCUGCAUUACUGUCUUGGAGCCGAAAAUGGUCUCGGGAACAGAAAACUGCAGGCAUGGGUUCACCUGUGUUCAACUAUAUGGCCGCCAACACCAUAAAAACUCCGCCAGUCGGUCAACCGCCUUAUCAGGUAUCGAUAGAAGAAAGAAUGCGGUGGGCACAGAUAGCUGAAGCAAUGGCACAGAGUAAUCAUUACGCUCACCUGCAGCAACCUGAAGCCACCAUGGUCACGCGACCAUCCUCCGCUAUGUUUGGGGGGUACCCAACCUUACCCCCCGUACCAUUACCAAGGAUGGGAAUGCAUGGUCACCAUAAUGGUACGCUAAAUACAGUAGCAUCGCGAGCUAACACUGCUGCGUCACAUCAUAAUUUAUAUGGUUACACGAACCAUAUGGCGACAGAGUCUACGAGUUCCGAAGCCUCCAGCCACGUUCAGGAGCGGGCUGACUUGCUUGUACCCAGACCGAAGUCUAGGGCAAGAAGCAUGCACAAUCAAACGGGUAUAUAUUACGAUGUUGAAUACGAGAAUGCGCCAGAAGCCAUCUACGGAACCAAAGGCAUACCUCUCUCUACGUACACGGUGAGCCGUGGUCCGCCAUUUUACCGCGCGUAGUAUUUAUAAGUAUCGGUGGCCAGUAUUCUUGUAUGGGAAAAUAAACUUUAUUCCCUUGUACCUACAACGCUAUUUGCUCUGUCAAAUUCUUCAAAUUGGAACUAUUUUGGCGCUAAUGAACUAUUUAUUUGAAUGAUGGAA